Messenger RNA from Notothenia coriiceps (black rockcod), 2057 nucleotides. Its product is annotated as voltage-dependent L-type calcium channel subunit alpha-1F-like. The transcript has 8 exons. NCBI's taxonomy places the organism in Eukaryota, Metazoa, Chordata, Actinopteri, Perciformes, Nototheniidae. The coding region runs from base 63 to 1049 and encodes 328 amino acids. The record is from RefSeq and is a predicted model, not a curated record.
GCCCGUCAGCGAAGAACGGCCUGGUGGACCACGGCCACAAGAGACCCUCGUAUCACAAACCCAUGAGAAGGGACUCAAGGGACCGGUACUGGAGGAACGGAGACAUGGAGGGGUACGGAGAGCAAGGAUACUACAGCAGAGAGGAGGACAACGACAGCAUCACCUCCAGAGACAGACCUUACCCUGAUGAGUAUCCUCUCUACAGAGAACACUAUGAUGGCCACGCCCCCUACCCCGACAGUAGCUAUGGUAACGGAUACAACGACGUUCGGAGGACGACCCGGAGACGACUACUUCCUGCCACGCCCACAGGUCGUAAACCGUCUUUUAACAUCCAGUGUCUGAGGAGGCAGGGUAGCAACGACGACCUGCCGAUCCCCGGCACAUAUCACCCCACCUCCCCACCACGCCGUACACAGCACAACGUCAACAAUUACGAGUCCCAUCAAUCCUCCGGUCGCACAUCAGUGGCGUCUUCAGCAUCCUGGGCGAACCCGUGUCCUCGCCGCGGACGCCUCCUCUACGCUCCUCUCAUCCUGGUGGAGGAGGAAGGAAGCCCACCGUGGGGAGGAGGAGUAGGAGGAGGAGGAGGAGAUGGAAAGAAGGGAGGAGCAGGAAGAGGUGUCAAUAUCACUGGUGCAACACCCAGACCGGCCUGGUACGGUGGCCCUGCAGGGACAUCAGCUCCUCCACCGUACCGAGCGUACACCACCCUCAGAGUUCCUUCACAACUCGGCGCUCAACUCACCGAGAAACGAGGAUCAGCCGACAGUCUGGUGGAGGCGGUUCUGAUCUCCGAGGGUCUCGGUCUCUACGCUCGGGAUCCGAAGUUUGUCGCGUUUGCAAAGCGGGAGAUCGCCGACGCGUGUCACAUGACGGUUGACGAAAUGGAGUCGGCCGCCAGCGAUCUGCUCGGCUCAGGGAACCCGUCUCUCCUCGCUAACGCCGCCGCGGACCCAGCCAUGCUCUACAGCGACGAGGAGCCAAUCAGGACGGGCCGCGAGGAGGACGAGCUAGCUGACGAGAUGACCUGCGUGACAUCGUUUUGACGGGCUGACGCUCUGGACCAAUCAGAAAAAAGACUGCGAAACGCAUCAGAGAUUGGCAGGACAUUUGACCAAUCAGGUCAAAGAAGAGAGAAGAGGGCGGAGUUUAAUGGACAUUUAAUGCUGAGAUUUGUGAGAAAAACGAUGGAAGAUGGCCGCCAGCAGAGAGUGACUCAGCGCUGUUGUGCCGCCAUAAAGACGCAUCUCGUUAGCUUGGUAACGCUAUGAACGUCGCUUGGCUGCACAGAAUCACACUUUACCCACAAUGCAUUGUUUGACAAGUUGUGUUGUCGUGUUAUUAUUUAUAAUUCCCGAAAAGUAAUCACCGUUACUGUCAGCCAGCUAAAGAAGGAUUAGCAUUGUGCCGCAACUGAUUAGCUUGAAACUGCCUCCUCUGCCUCAAAGAACAGCACUAUAAUAAACGCUAUAUAUAUUAAGUCACUCACUCAGCAGUGUUGGGUUGUGUUGUGGCAUUUUGCAGACACACUGUGAUGAUUUGAUUAGUGUUAACAAAAGCAGUGGACUGGCAGGAGAUCAGCUAUGCUCCCAGGGCCCUAUAUUUGCUAUUCAAACUAGCACUGUAAGGGAAUGGCUAUUUUUAAGGCUUUAAUUGCAAAAGAAUGAAGUGAGUUGGACGAAUCAAAUGGAGUUUAAAUUUGGUACAAAUCAGCCACUGAGGAGAUGUCAUUGUCUAAAGUCAUGGUACAAAAGGUCUUGACACAAAUUGGGGUUGCAUUGAGGAGCAUUUAAUCAUUAGACUAUGAGCCCUACAUGAUGAACUGUUUACAUGGCUAACACAUUUUCCAUGUUUACAUGCAACCUGGCUUACUCCAAUUCAAAUGCCCCAUGUGUAGCCCCUUUAAGUAGAUUUUAUUUACCUCUUUUUUCAACUGCAGCCAUGUUUCUCCCAUGGUAUACCCUUGUUACCAUUUUGCAAAACUGUGUGCUGGCAGUAUAUUACAUUACAUUACAUGUCACUUGUUAACACGAUUUUAUCCAAAGCGAUUUACA